Molecule: messenger RNA, 1554 nt
Organism: Saxophila tyrrhenica
Lineage: Eukaryota; Fungi; Ascomycota; Dothideomycetes; Mycosphaerellales; Extremaceae
Exons: 2
Coding region: 1-1554 (517 amino acids)
Biological process (GO): proteolysis
Cellular component (GO): membrane
Molecular function (GO): serine-type endopeptidase activity
Source: RefSeq, a predicted model, not a curated record
AUGGCCGCCAACGACUACUACUCCCACUCCCAAUACGCCGCCAACCCCUACCACGACCACGAGUACAGCAACGCGCCUCUGCCUCCGAUACCACAAAACGCUCACUCGCCAUACAACAGCAACUACCAAAGCCCCUACUCACACCCCCAAUACGCUUCGAGCAGCAACGGCAAGCUAGGAGGUCGAGACCCAUCAGAUCCCUUCGACGACGAGAACUCGAUACCUUUGAGUGGGCGGCAGGCAAAGCAUGCGUCGGCGACGACUUUAGAUCCGAUAUUACCACACGAGCAGGAUGAUCCGUUUGUGAGGGAUGCGGACCCACGGCGGAAGAGGCGGAAGGCGAAGAAGGAGGGGUUUCUGAGGGAUGGGUGUUGGGUGGUGUAUUUCUUGACGGUGGUGCAGAUUGGUGUGUUUGUGGGAGAGAUUAUCAAGAAUGCCAUCCUAACAAACACCCCCAUCGAAAUCCACCCCUCCUUCAACCCCAUGAUCGGCCCCUCCCCCUACGUCCUCAUCAACAUGGGCGCCCGCUACCCGCCCUGCAUGCACUCCAUCCCCAACGUGCAAAACUCCAGCAUCCCCAUCUCCUGGCCCUGCCCCGCCGCCACCUCCCUCACCGGCGCCGACGUCCAAUGCACCCUCUCCCAGCUCUGCGGCCUCGGCGGCGUCUCCCUGCCAGAACUGGGCAGCGACAUGACAUCCUCUCCGACCCCGAACCAGUGGUACCGCUUCAUCAUCCCCAUCUUCCUGCACGCCGGCCUCAUCCACAUCGGCUUCAACCUCCUGCUCCAGCUCACGCUCGGCCGGGACAUCGAGAAGCUGAUCGGUAGCGUGCGCUUCGCAAUCGUCUACUUCGCCUCCGGCAUCUUUGGCUUCGUGCUCGGCGGCAACUUCGCCGCCACGGGCAUCGCGUCCUGCGGGUGCUCCGGCAGCCUCUUCGGCAUCCUCGCCAUCACACUAAUCGACCUCCUCUACACCUGGAAAGAGCGCAAAGGCCCGCUAAAAGACCUGCUCUUCAUCGUCCUCGACGUCGCCAUCGCUUUCGUUCUGGGCCUAUUACCAGGCUUGGACAACUUCUCCCACAUCGGCGGCUUCCUCAUGGGCCUUGUCUUGGGCGUCUGCAUCCUACGCUCCCCCGCCGCCAUCUCCCGUCGCACGACCGACUACUCCCCCGCUCCACCCCACACCUCCCCUUCCUCAUCCGCCCCCGGUACCGACCUCAAAACCUUCAUCAAAUCCCCCCUCUCCUUCUUCAAGAACCGGAGGGGCGCCUGGUGGGCCUGGUGGCUCGUCCGGGCCGCCGCGCUCGUGGGCGUGCUGAUCGGGUUCAUCCUGCUGAUUGAGAAUUUCUACGCCUGGCCGCGGACGACGUGUAGCUGGUGCAAGUAUUUGAGCUGUUUGCCCGUGACGGUGGAUGGGCAGGAUUGGUGUGAGGUGGGGAAUUUGAAUAUUACUACUACGGAGAAUCAGACGCCGAAUCCUUCGAGACGAGACGUCUUGGGCGGGAUGGAGCAGCUGGGGAUGGCGAGUUUGGGUGGGGGGUUGGGGACGUGGUAG